Molecule: messenger RNA, 3658 nt
Organism: Fragaria vesca subsp. vesca
Lineage: Eukaryota; Viridiplantae; Streptophyta; Magnoliopsida; Rosales; Rosaceae
Product: receptor-like protein kinase-like
Exons: 2
Coding region: 326-3658 (1110 amino acids)
Biological process (GO): protein phosphorylation
Cellular component (GO): plasma membrane
Molecular function (GO): protein binding; protein kinase activity; ATP binding
Source: RefSeq, a predicted model, not a curated record
ACACCAAACAACCAAAAACAAAGACAUCUCUAGUCUCCAUCUUCUUCUCUUUGUCAGUAAAAUCAUGAUUCUGGGUCUAAAGGUAGAAUCUUUGAAACUUGCUAGAGACCUUGGACUGCGUCCUACUAUGGCUUCAGCACCAUCAUUUCGACCACUAUAUAACCCCAACUCACUAAACAGACUCUUCAUUCUUCAACUCUCACUUCAUUCCUCUCUUUGUCACCCUGUACGUUACUGCCAUUUCUUCCCUGAAAGUUCUCAUCUUUGUCAACUCUUCUCAUCAGUGAGUGGUUCCUCUUCCUCUUCUUCUUCACCUUAAAAUACCAUGCAGCUUUCAUUGUGCCAUUUCCUGUUCUUGUUCUUGUGCUUCUCUGUUUCCAUAACCACUAUAACUAGUUUGAACUCUGAUGGACUUGCUUUACUGUCCCUCUUAAACCGCUGGACUUUUGUUCCCACACCCAUUUCUUCAAGCUGGAAUCUUUCUGAUUCCACACCAUGUAAAUGGGUAGGAAUAGAAUGUGACACUGCCCAAAAUGUGUUUGCCUUGAAUGUCUCUAGUUAUGGAAUUUCUGGUCUGUUAGGACCUGAAAUUGGGAACUUGAGUCUCUUACAGAUUCUUGUUUUGAGUGUCAAUAGUUUUUCGGGUCAAAUUCCAAUGGAGUUGGCCAAUUGUAGUCUUCUUGAGACCUUGGACUUGUCUGGAAAUGGUUUCACUGGGAAGUUACCUGAUAACUUGCACAAGUUGAAGAAUCUACAGUACUUAGGCUUGUAUGAUAAUUUUCUGGAUGGGCAGAUUCCUGAGUCCUUGUUUACAAUUCCAAAAUUGGCCUUUGUUUAUCUAUACAAUAACAGUUUGAAUGGUUCAAUUCCUGGAAGUAUAGGUUCAUUGAGUCAUUUGAGUGAGCUUGUGCAUUUGUAUUUGGACUAUAAUGAAUUGUCCGGAGGGAUUCCUUCAUCCAUUGGGAAUUGUAGUAAAUUGGAGGAAUUGACUUUGAGUUACAACCAGUUGAGUGGAGUAUUGCCCGAGAGUCUGAACAACCUUAAGAACCUGUCGUAUGUACUAGUCAGUAAGAACAGUCUUGAGGGUACCAUUUCUUUUGGUUCAGAAAAUUGCAAGAAAUUGUUUUUCUUGGAUCUGUCAUACAAUAAGUUUAGGGGAAGUCUUCCAUCAGCCCUUGGCAAUUGUACUGGUUUAAUGUCUUUUAUGGCCAUAAGUAACAACUUGGUUGGUUCAAUACCUUCUUCUUUUGGCCUACUAGAUAAGCUAGAACUCUUGUACCUUCCUGUGAAUCAGCUGUCUGGAAGAAUACCUCCAGAACUCGGUCAGUGCAAGUCGUUGACCGGACUACAAUUGAAUAUGAACCAACUAGUUGGAGAAAUUCCUGAUGAGUUGGGAAUGUUGGACAACCUGCAAGACCUUCGAUUAUCCCAAAACAACUUAACUGGUGAAGUUCCAGUUAGCAUAUGGAAGAUUCAAACUCUUCAAUAUGUCCAUCUCUACAUGAAUAACCUCACUGGGGAACUGCCUUUAGAGAUGACUGAACUCAAGCAACUGAAAAACAUCUCAUUGUUUAACAACCAGUUUUAUGGAGUUAUACCUCAAGCUUUGGGGAUUAACAGCAGUCUAGAGCUGGUAGAUUUUAUGUAUAAUAUGUUCACCGGUAGCAUCCCUCCAAAUCUUUGCUUUGGAAAGCAGCUAAUGGUAUUGGUUAUGGGGUUCAAUCAACUUCAAGGUACCAUACCUUCUGAUGUCGGAGGUUGUUCAACUCUUUCGAGGUUGAGACUCGAACAGAAUAACCUGACCGGAGUUCUCCCACAAUUUGUGAAAAAUUCUGAGCUUUCAUAUAUGGACAUCAGCAGCAAUGAGAUUACUGGAGAAAUUCCAUCAAGCUUGGGAAACUGUAGCAACCUCACCACUAUCAUCUUGUCCAUGAACAAGUUGACAGGAGUCAUACCAGAGGAGCUUGGUUACCUUGCAGAUCUUCAAACUUUGGAUCUUUCCGACAACAAUUUGGUGGGUGCUUUGCCUUCUAGCCUAUCCAAUUGUACCAAAAUGGAGCAUUUCAAUGUGGCAUCCAACUUCUUGAAUGGCUCCAUUCCUUCCAGUUUGAGUAGUUGGACAGGUUUAUCUGAAUUGGUAUUAAGUGAUAACAAGUUUACUGGCGGCAUUCCACCAUUCUUGUCAGAAUUUGAAAUGCUUUCAGAGCUAAAUCUUGGUGGAAAUUUGUUGGGAGGUGUGAUUCCAUCAUCAGUUGGAGCACUGCAGAAUUUGUUUUAUGCCCUGAACCUUAGCAAUAAUGCAUUGACAGGUUUGGUUCCUUCAGAGCUUGGAAAGUUGAUAAUGCUACAGAGGCUAGAUUUAUCUCAAAACAAAUUGACAGGGACUUUGAGUGCUCUUGAUGGCAUGAAAUCAUUAAUUGAGGUUAAUGUUUCAUACAAUAACUUCACAGGUGCAGUACCACAAAGACUGAUGAACCUGUUGAACUCAUCCAGAUUUUCCUUUUCCAGCAAUCCCUCUCUAUGUGUCAGUUAUCUUCCAUCAUGUGGCUUAACUUGUGCUGGAAACUACACUAUUAGGCUCUGCAAAAGUCAAUCAAGCAAGCAGAAAGGACUUAGCAAAAUGGGAAUUGCAUUUAUAGCCCUCGGAUCAUCGAUACUUGCUGUUUCUCUGCUGUAUCUACUGGUGUAUUUGUUUUGCUUGAGAAGAAGGACUAAGCAGGAAGUUGGGGUCUCAGCCCGAGAGGGACCAUCUUCCUUACUCACCAAAGUCAUGGAGGCUACAGAGGAUCUAAAUGAUAGAUAUAUCAUUGGGAGAGGAAGUCAUGGAACUGUUUAUAGGGCUUCUUUGGAUGAAGACAAGGAUUUUGCUGUCAAGAAGCUUGUAUUUGCCGGGCAUGCCGGAAGGCGUUUGAGCAUGAUUAGAGAACUUCAAACCCUUGGGAAGAUCAAGCACCGGAAUCUGGUCAAAUUAGAAGACUUCUGGUUAAGAAAGGACUAUGGCUUAAUCUUGUAUAGGUACAUGCAAAAUGGAAGCCUUCAUGAUGUCUUACACGAAAUUAGUCCCCGGUUAAUUCUGGAGUGGAGUAUGCGCUACAAUAUAGCACUGGGAACUGCAUAUGGCUUGGAAUAUCUCCAUUAUGAUUGUGAUCCUCCUAUAGUGCAUCGAGAUAUCAAGCCAAUGAACAUUCUGUUAGACUCAGAGAUGGAAGCUCACAUUGCUGAUUUUGGUAUUGCUAAACUCUUAGAUCAGUCAACUCCUUCAAUGGUGUCUAUCUCAGUUGUUGGUACAACCGGAUAUAUCGCACCAGAGAAUGCAUUCAGAACAGCAAACAGUGUGGAGUCUGAUGUGUACAGUUAUGGGGUUGUUUUACUUGAGCUGAUAACUAGAAAGAAGGCAUUGGAUCCAUCUUUUAUGGAGCAAUCUGAUAUUGUAGGAUGGGUUAGAUCAGUGUGGAGGGAUACAGAAAGAAUUGAUAGGAUUGUCGAUUCAAGCCUUGUGGAGGAACUUCUGGACUCAAAUAUCAGGAACCAGAUUGUUGAUGUGCUUCUGUUGGCUCUCAGCUGUACUCAUGAUGAUCCUAAAAAGCGACCCACGAUGAGAGAUGUUAUCAAGAUAUUAUUAGAGAUAAAUUCCCCAAUGAGGAGCACAUUGUUCUAG